Molecule: messenger RNA, 1926 nt
Organism: Clupea harengus (Atlantic herring)
Lineage: Eukaryota; Metazoa; Chordata; Actinopteri; Clupeiformes; Clupeidae
Gene: abraa
Product: actin binding Rho activating protein a
Biological process (GO): positive regulation of Rho protein signal transduction; positive regulation of transcription by RNA polymerase II
Cellular component (GO): sarcomere
Molecular function (GO): actin binding
Source: RefSeq, a predicted model, not a curated record
UAAUCUUUUCACUAUGUAAGCGGCAGCUAAAAUAAGAAAUAUUAACCGUUUCCUUUGGAAUGGGGUUGUGUAUGUAUGGGUGCUUUACUUCAGGACGGAGGUGAAUAGGAUUGUUAUUGCCACUCAGCAUUGCCACCUGUUGACUGGGUCGCUCAGUGGGGAAAUUCCAUCAGCGUGUUUGGGGUCAGCCUGGGCACCAUGUGCACACCAGCAAUGUCACACCUCCAGCCUCUGACUUUGCUUCCUCAGUCCUCUCGUAUUUAAACCCCGGCACCCUCUCCAGGAGGUACCAGAGGAUUACCUUCCAAACCCCUAUUCCUAUCCUAACAUCAAAGAACGCUUCAGGAAGCCAUGAGCACCGACACACAGGAGAACAAAUCCUUCACCCGGGUCGUCCGGAAGAUUAAAUGUGCGGCAAUGGUCAACAGCCUGGCCAAGAGCUGGCAAGGCUGGGCCAGUGAUCACUCCAACAAACAGGACGUCAUACCCUCAGGGUGGGUGCCUGACUCCAUUAUCGAGGACAUGGAGAACAAAGAGCAGAGUGAGAUCAAGCUGCAGGUCAGUCCGCGCGUGGUAACGGUGGAUGACGGCGAGGACCUGGGUGAAAGCUGCAUCAAAACGGGUGCGGUGACCAAGAGCGUGGCACCCAGACCCAACGAGUGUGGCAGCGACCGGGUUAGCUCCAUCAAAGAAAAAAUCAACACCAACCAGAUGGCGCCACCCGAGGGCGCGAAGCCCUUCCUGGGCAACGAGUCGCCCACCAGGAGACGUUACUGCGGCUCCAAAGCAGGUGGCAUGGCGAGGGUCCCGGUGCAGGCGGGCAGGGAGGAGCGGAAGAUGGGCUCACGCAGCAGUAGUCUGGACACGGAGGACAGCGGGAUCGGGGAGGAGACGGGCCUCAGCGACCACAGCGACAAGAAUGAGACGGAACAGAAGAAACCUAUCGCCAGACCCAAGAUUAAGGUGACCACUAUGUCAGACAUCAAGAGCAGGUGGCAGAGAUGGUCAAAGGAACACAUGGCGAGCCAGAAGCUGAACCCUUUCAGCGAGGAAUUCGACUACGACCACGCCAUGGCCUGCCGUCUGCAGAAGGGUGACACAGGAUACGGCCGUCCCAAGGAUGGCUCCAAGACGGCCGAGCGCGGCGAUCGUGCUCACAAGCAUAUCCACAAGGAGAUGGAGGAGAUGUGCUUCAUCAUCCGGGACAUGGAGAUGACGGACAAAAACGGGCGCUUCUACAUCAGCUUUGGCAGGCUGUUCGACCGCUACGUCAAGAUCUCGGACAAGGUCGUGGGCAUCCUGCUGCGCUGUCGCAAGCAUAAGAUGCUAGAUUUCGAGGGGGAGAUGCUCUGGAAAGGACAGGAUGACCAUGUCAUCAUCACCCUUAUGGACUGAGGCCGUGAAAGUCUGACCCACUGACCGAGAGAGGGCUUGCCCUUUACACAGCCUGUCAGGCAGCUGUCCAGUUUGGCACUGCCAUAGGCAGGAAACAUGGCGUCCACACUAAACUAACCACACUGAUCUUCUGUGCUAAUCCCUUUGUUUUCCCAUUAUUAGCAAUACUGUAUUUGAAAAUAAUGUAUGUACAAUUGUCAUAACAAUCAUUACAAAUUUUUUGUCAUAGUAAGUAUUUGAAAUGGGGCGUAUUUUUAUGAAAAAUCAUUUAGUGAUUUUUGGUUUGUGUUUGUGUUUCAUUGGUGUUGACCGUAAUGGUAGGUGUUACAUGACUGGAUUACAGUCACCUCUAGCAGUAAUGUGAAAAUUUCUUUCAAAAUGAAAGCAAGCCAACCUUCUUACAGAAGGACAUUUUAUAUUUAUUAGAUGUUUUGUGUUUAAUCUUGAUUGUCAAAUUAUGGCUAUAAUUUCCUCUAACAGCUCAAUUCUAAACUCAAAGCUUUGUUAAGUGACUGGAAAUAAAGUCUCCUU